CACAACAGUGUCUGACAUCGAAAUUUAUACAAAAUCGCCACUGUGAUCCCCAAAACCUAGUUAUCGUGGUCUUCAAGAUAUUUUUAGUAUUUUAGGGGGAGGUAACUAUCAUCUUCUUUUUAGCCUACCCCGACUUCCUGUUUCCGCUUUCGUUUUCUGAACCGGUUACUUUGUUUACACUGGGAAGCAAAAUGGCUUCAUAUGGAAGAAAGAUGUUGGAAGCAGCUUUGUCGAAGAAUGCUCAACCAGAGUCAAGCAGGCCUUACUCCACUCGCUCUGUGAGACCUCCUACUGCUAAAGUUGAUUGUCAGGAUAAGGUAAAAGAGUGGCUACAUUUAUCAUCCUGUUGUCCAGAAGAGGGAGUUCUGGAAGAGAUGGACUGUGGGUCCUCAAGCCAUUCUGAGUAUGAG
Messenger RNA from Aplysia californica (California sea hare), 410 nucleotides. RefSeq lists its product as uncharacterized. The record is from RefSeq and is a predicted model, not a curated record. NCBI's taxonomy places the organism in Eukaryota, Metazoa, Mollusca, Gastropoda, Aplysiida, Aplysiidae.